AUGAGCAGAUCCCGAUUCGCUCCGCGAACAGAAGUUUGCCCGGAGAUCCGUGGAACUCCGAUGCCAGCUAUCCAGAAAAAGGCGUCGACUCCGGCGCUUUCCGUGAGGUGUGCCAAUAUCCAUCAACACUAUCUGUCGCGCGAUGGCCCCGGGACGGUCGAGGGGAGAUGUACCCGAGGGAGUCGCUGCACUUUCGCCCACGGCAUCGCAGAGCUACGUCAACGUCCAGACCUCUACAAGACAAAGCUUUGCGCUUCCUACUCUCUAUGGAAGCAGUGUCCCUACGGCGAAGACUGUACUCAUGCCCAUGGUCAAGAGGAGCUACGAUCAGUUGAUGAAUCAGUUGGAGUCUUUUCAGACUCGGAGAUGCAACGACUGGAAGACAGCAAGGAGACAUUCUCUACAGCAUCCGGGGUUUGCGAUUCCGAGCUGUCGGUGUCCGCAGCGGUAAACCAGUUUGGCUUGCCAAACCUGCAUGAAGGCCCAAUGAAGUACUUCGGCUACGAUGCCUCUCUAAGCAGUGAUGGCGGCUUUCCAAUCACGACUCCCAGUGACUACAGCCCACCCUGGGGCAGCCUCCUUCAUCAGAUGCAGGAUGCAGACCUGCAUCACAUGCGUGCCUCUCCGCAUUCCAACAUGCAGAUGCUCGAAUUCUUGGCUGCCAACGGUCACCAAGAGGUUGCUCCCGAAUAUGCGGCCUUGCCGCGCGUGCACUCGUAUUGGAUUAUUUCGCGAGUGGCGUCCUCGGCAGGCGUCCGACGUUCUGUCGCAGAUGACCACAUCGUCUUUGCCUUCGACAAGGAUAUGGCUUGCAGCGAAGGUGACGUCGCCCUUGCGGAGCAGAUAUCCCUGUGCUUAGGUCUCGAUGCUGCGCGGCGAGCAGCCCCGCAGCUCUGGAGCGGCGAGCGUCCGGAACUGCUGGAGCUCUUCCCGGAGCUUGCUUGGUUUCGGGACACCGUGUUUCUGUGGAAGAUGCUUCUUCUCCCUGCUUGCGAGUGUCCACCUGUCCAGAAUUGGAAGGCAUCUGACUCGAUGCUACGAUGGCAGCACAAGAAGGGCCGCUUCGAGGUGCAUGGCUUUGGCAGCACCAAGCUCACGCCACAGGCUUCUGCUGACCAUCCGGGCUUCUUUCAGGGGGUCCUGCGCUGGUUUGGGCAGUACGAGUCCGGCAAGAAAAGCCUGAGUCGGGCCAGUGCCGCUGUGCUGGCUGGCUCCACCAAACCGCUUCAGAGCGAGGACGACAUACUCUUCCUCGAAAACGUUCCCACCUUCAAUGGAGCGGAUUCCAGCGUGUUUACAUCUCGCGAGACAGGGUGGUACCUGGCAGCCUGGCCCGGGCAUGCCAUGGCCGAUGCUUGGGAUCCCUUUGCGGACCCUGCGGACGCCCCGAAAGAGCCAGAGCCGCCUCGGCGACCUACCCUGGAGCCCAAGGAAGUUGAGGAAAUCGAGGGCGAGGAGGAUGUGCAGGAGCUGGGGCCCGGGAUCGCCAUUCCGAGCCUCGCCCAGCUGGAAGAGGUGCUCCAGGCCGCGAAGCUGAAACCCUGCCCCGAGCUCGUGCAGAAGAGUUUCGAGGGUGAUGGGGCUGCAGUUGCAAAGCUGCUGGAGGAGGGAGAUCCCAACAGCAUCUGGCUGCGGGAGGAGAGGUUGAAGGGCAGCGACGGAUGCUGCCAAUGCGCCAUAAGCUGGGAGGAGUAUACACCCCUCAUCGCCGCGUGUAUGGAGAAGCAUGACGAAAUCUGCGAACUGCUCCUCCGACAUGCAGCAACACAGCUGAACGUGGUUUGCUGCGGUCUCAAUGAGUUUGGCCCAUACAAGCAUUUUACUGUCAUCGACAUCGCACGCCAGGUGAAAAGCAAGCUUUUGCGGCGCUUGGAGGAAGCUGGUGCACUGUCUGCUGCACAGUGUCCCGAGCCACCAUGGCCCCGCAGCGAGUCAGAGCGGGAGGAGGCGGCAGUAGUGGCAGUCGAGGUUCCGGCUCCUUUGCUGCAACCUUCUGCAGCCGCAGCCGCCACAAAGCGACUCGUCAGUGCGAUGCAAGGGCAAAGGUCCUACUCCGUUGAAGCACGGACCAAGGCCUUCAAGCAGUUCAUGCUGGAGUGGCAUCCGGACAAGAGGCCGCCAGCAGAGCGUGUGACAGCCACCGCAGAGCGCGAAGCAAUGGAGUUAGUCAGGUGUGCCAAUGGCUGCUCGGCCCGGCUCGAUCCUUCCUGGCUGGCUGAGGUGGCAUGGCAGCAGCAGCUGCGGCUGCUGCGCAAAGUGGCGGAAGCCUUGGGUGCUCGGGACAGCGAGCUACUUCUGACAUACCUCACAGCGCACGCUUGCUUGAAGUCCGCCUCAAACUUUCGAAACAAGGCCAGGGCCCUGGCUCUGCAGCGCGGCGGAGAUUCCGGAAAAGGAGACGGCGGGGAAACCUUUUUAGCAUUCGUGACAACAGCCGGGCGAGACAUCGUUCGGAGAAAGCAGGGUGACUGUGCAGAAGACUGGCGAGCUCUCGACUUGAAGCCCAUCAGCCGUUCGCACUUGGCGACACCGACCGGGCUUUUCUUCAACGAACUCAUGAGGUCUCCGAAGCCACUGCUGGAGGCAGUGCUGUGCUUGACCUGGCCUCAGCUCCGGGUGGCAGUGGAGAAGGACGUGGGCCGGCCUGACUCUGCAAACGAAGGCCUGAUCCUUUACAUCGUGCGGCUGGCCGUCCGCGUCGAGUCGUACCUUGCCUUCGUGAUCAUGCACGGCCACCGCCUCGUCUUGUGGCGAAGCCUGGCAGGGCCCAAGGACUUCGCGUGGUUUUCCGUGUCCAACUCCCGUCUUUUCCAGGACUCGGAGCUGCUCAACGAGCUCGAGGUCUUGAAGAUGCUCAGCGAUUGGCUGCGAUAUGCCUCGAAGAGGAAGCAGGUUCAAACGCUCGCUAUGGCAGAUACCCUGCUUCCUGCUGCUUGCCGGGCUCACGCGCAUCUUGCUUUGAUCUUCAAGAAUGCCUGGAGCUCAGCCUGGGAAGGAAAGGUUCCUCCGCAUCAGCUCACUGCCCGCGAUGCCACCAUCCUCCUUUCAGCGCAGGCCUUCUUGAACAUCAACCACCGCUGGCUGGAAGAUCUUGGCCUGGAUAGCGCAUCAGGACAGGCAUCGGCGACAUCCAGCCUGGGAGUCGGUGAGGCCGGAAAAGCUCCCCAGAAGACAUUCGAAGCGAGUUCGGAACAGGACAAGGGAACAGGACACGAUCUGAAGUAA
This is a messenger RNA of Symbiodinium necroappetens, 3225 nucleotides long. NCBI's taxonomy places the organism in Eukaryota, Dinophyceae, Suessiales, Symbiodiniaceae. The record is from the annotation of a GenBank genome assembly.